CAUUAAUACGGCCCAAUUGGCAAAUAAUUUUUAUCCUUAAAUAUAUAAUUUAAGGACAUUAUUCGGUUAAACGGACCGAAACGGGGACAUUUUUUUCAAAGCCUGAAAAGGCCUUCCUCAUAAAACUCAAAGCCAGCAGCAAGUGCAACGUAUGUACCUUUUUAAAAAGUUGUGUAUUUUGAGAAUAAUCAUCAUCACUAAAUAUAACAAACUCCACACUGUUAUAGAUCUGAGGUCACGCAGUUUCCGAUACUCAUUCCCAAUGGAAGGAAAACAGGACCAAGAAGUUAUCCAAAUGUCGGCCAGCCCUUACGCCAAUUUCGCUCCAGCUACCAAUCCAACCGCGGCUGAGAAAAGUGAAGCUCAGGCCCUGGCGAAGGAACGCCGCGAAGCGCAACAAGCUUUCGCGAGCAGAUGUGGCUUGGAUAAAUUCUGCAGAUUGGCAUGUACCUGCCUGGGUAGCAUGAUUUUGAUCGGUGUCCUUCUCGCCGCCAUAUUAGCCCUGCCAAUAGCAAUGAUUUACGUUGGUCGGAAAUACAACGACCGAUGUCCAGUUGAAGAUUUGCCAAAUAUUUUGCUUUCCGGUGGAAUCAUAUUCAUCAUCCAAGGAUUCGUAGCGCCAUGCUUUAAUGUGAAGAAGGAUGCGGCAAAAUUUUUCAAUGGAUUGGUCGCACUAGCCGAAUUGUGUUGGUUUAUUGCUGCCGCGGUAUUGGUUUACCGGUCGAAUAUUAGUGACAAUUUGAACGAUCCAAAUUAUUGUCAUCCUGCCGUUUAUAAGUUUGUCUGGUGGAUUGUUACUGUAAUCUUGGGCAGUUGUAUUGUAUCUAUUUCAAUUUGUUUAGGUGCAGUGUACCAUGUGAGACGGAGGAGAAAUAAUUUCUGAGGUUUACGUUAUGAAUUAUUGAGAAAAAUUUUGAACAUACUUAAUACAUUUUCCGGUAAAUUCUAUGCCAUUAAUUUGAUUUUGUAAGUAUGUAAGUAUAUAUAUAUAUUUCUUUCAAAUGACUGACUGCACAUCAAAAACAAUAAAGAUAGU
Molecule: messenger RNA, 1036 nt
Organism: Folsomia candida
Lineage: Eukaryota; Metazoa; Arthropoda; Collembola; Entomobryomorpha; Isotomidae
Product: transmembrane protein 272
Exons: 2
Coding region: 152-883 (243 amino acids)
Source: RefSeq, a predicted model, not a curated record